Molecule: messenger RNA, 841 nt
Organism: Populus trichocarpa (black cottonwood)
Lineage: Eukaryota; Viridiplantae; Streptophyta; Magnoliopsida; Malpighiales; Salicaceae
Product: auxin-repressed 12.5 kDa protein
Exons: 3
Coding region: 178-549 (123 amino acids)
Source: RefSeq, a predicted model, not a curated record
CCACUUUUAACGCUGUCUGAGCCUUCCCAGUAAAUGUGACCAUAGUUAAAUCACACUUGGAAGUAGAUAAAAAUUAAAACACCAAGCAAUUAUUCAUAGAUAUUUAUCCAUCUUCUUCUAUAUAAGUGAGCCAAUCUCCAUUGAAGGGAGACAGAGAGAAAAGAUAAGCUAGGCAAGAUGGUUUUACUAGACAAGAUGUGGGAUGAUGUUGUUGCUGGACCUCAGCCAGAACGUGGCCUUGGCAAGCUUAGAAAGAUCAGCACCAGACCACUUAACAUCAAAGAUAUUGACGUCGGAGAGGGGAGCAGUCCUGUUAAUAAGUUUCAGAGGUCCAUGACUAUGCCAGGAACUCCAGGGACACCGACGACACCAGUGACCCCUACAACCCCAGUGUCGGCGCGUAGCAAUGUUUGGAGGAGCGUGUUCCACCCUGGUAGCAACCUUGCUACUAAGAAUAUUGGUGCUCAUGUUUUUGACAAGCCACAGCCUAACACACCCACUGUCUAUGACUGGAUGUACAGUGGAGAGACGAAGAGCGAGCAUCGUUGAUGAGGUUGCCUUCAACCAAGGUUGCCCAUGUAAAUACGUACUGUGUUUUGUUUUUCAGUACUCAUCUGCAAUAUGUCUCUUGUUGUUAUGGUUCUACGGUUCUACCGUGCCUGGAACAUCCUGAGCUGACUAGUUUUGUAUUGAUCUUUCUUUCUUGUGAGAUUAUCCCAAGUUAUGUAAACAUUGUACGGUUGGUUGGUCUUGUUGUGAAUCAAAGAUCAAUCAGGGAUGGUGAUGGUGGUGAUGAUGAUGAUGCCUUAUUAAAUAUAAUAAGAAGUUCUUGUUGAUGCUA